Molecule: messenger RNA, 5242 nt
Organism: Styela clava
Lineage: Eukaryota; Metazoa; Chordata; Ascidiacea; Stolidobranchia; Styelidae
Biological process (GO): protein polyglutamylation; microtubule cytoskeleton organization
Cellular component (GO): ciliary basal body
Molecular function (GO): tubulin-glutamic acid ligase activity; tubulin binding
Source: RefSeq, a predicted model, not a curated record
UAAAAUAGGGUUUACUACUUGUUUUAUUUAGAUAGGCUUUAUUUUCUUACUAUUUUAAACUGAACAUGUAAUACGAUUUUUUGGCCUCAAGAUUGAAUAAACUUCACCAUGCAUCGAUGUUGACUGAAUGCAAACAUACAAUCAAGUUACCCAUGACCUCCAAAAAAAUUACAACACAUAUGACUUAAGGAAUACAUGGUUAAUAAUUUUAUACCUGGAUAGCAUAUUUAAUCUGCUCGAAAGUUCCAGAUUCUUGGAUAGUAAAGUUUCUUUAAAUUGACAUUGGGAAAUAUGUUGUCACAAAUGGAUAUGAAAGCAUGAUGUAACUUAAUAGGAUUUGGCUGUUUAGUCACUCAUCUCAUUUUGAUUGUAGUUGAUGAGUAUGGUGAAAGUUUAUCAGCAUGAAUCUUGACGAAACAAAAUGUCACCUAGAGCUUGCAAAUUAUGAAACUCAAAUAAGAAAUAGGGAUUUGGCAUCACUCAGAUUGCAAACUCGCGUCACAUCAAAAGUUCUAUCUGGAAAUGCAAGUGCGAAAAGCAGCGCGGAAAUGCAUCUCGUACCUCCAUUGAGACCAUCUAGUAGUACUGGUCAUGAAAAUCGAAACUUGUAUUGUCAAAGUCUUCCUGAAAAUGCUUUGCUUCAAAGACAAGUUUCUGGUAAUAAAAAUGCUAUCAACUCGUUAAGAAGUGCAGAAACUGCAUAUAUGCUUGCUACGGGAGAUAUAUUUGUUAAACCAACUGACGUCUUUAAAGCAAACAAUCCUGAAUCUAAUAAUAUUUCAAGACUCUCUAAAACUUUUAUUGAAAGUGGAGAAUUUCAAAAUGAUACAGCUUCAAAACAAUCUGUCACUAUUGGAAAUUUGCUACAAGACAUUGCAGUCACAAAUACCAUGCCCAGAACAAAGCAAUUAGUGACACCACAAAUCGGUAUGGUUGAUUCGCAUACAGAUAAAAUAAAAUACAGACAAUCUUACAAUGGAAGAAAUUAUAGUAGAAAUAUGAUGUCUGCUCAUGGUACUUUUUCUAGAGAUCUACUUUCUGGUAAAGAUGGAGAUUUCAGCAUCUAUUCCAGUAAUCUUCAUAAUCAACGAGUGACUCCUUUUUCAAAAUAUACAUUUGCGUCUAGGAAUGAUUCCAAAUUAUCAUCUCAUAGUGAACAAGGAUAUGGUAGAUUAAAAGGAUCUUCAAGGCGUCCUCCAUCAGCAUCAUCUUAUGCGAACUCUAGAGUACAAAAUAGUUAUGCUCAUAGAAAAUCCAAUCUUUCAGAAUUACCUCAUGAAAGAAGUUUACAGAUCACCACAAGUAGAACUGAAGAAAUGCUUAGUGCUGAAGAAAGUGUUCCAUCCAUAUCAUUCCGACAAAAAUUAAAAAGUUCCAAUGGCACAAGCCCAAUUUUAGGAGUUACGAAAGCUAUCCGGCAGCUUGGAAUUUCCGAAACGAAGAUGCAUGCAUCUAGCGUCCCUCAGACUGAUAGAAUGAAUUUUAAACAUCCUGAUGGUAAGAAACGCCGGCCUCAAACUGCAAAUUCGAAAAACAAGAAGCAUCUAGAAAGUUCACCUUCUGUUUCAUCACCAACUAGCAAUGGAACAGGAAAUUCCUAUUCUGAAAUACAUUCCAGACCUUUGGCCGAGAGUCCUGAUUUAUCAGAAAAUUAUAACGAUGAAGUCUCUGUACACAUGCAAGAUAAUGCAGAUAACGAAACAUUAGAAAGUGAUUUUGGAACAGAAGUGCCAGAGGAAUCUGGAUGUCAAGAUUCUUACUGUUUGGAUGAAGAUGAUGGAAACGACAUUGACUGCUCAGAUGACACAGCGAUAAGUUGCCUUGAAGAUGACAAUGCUGCAGAAACUGAGGAAAUUGAAAUGUUAGAUUCAGUUCGUACUUGUAAUUCAACUGAGGGAUUGGAAGAAGAGACUUUCAUCAAGCCUGCAAUGAUAGAUAGUUUAUUCAGCAAUUGCUCUUCUGUGAUUAACUUUGGUACCAAGCAUGAGAAAGUUGAACAACUUCCCGCCCAUUUUCGAAAACUAUUACGCUGGAAAAUGAGUCCGAUAACUCCAAUCGUUGUCAAGCACACUGUUGCAAGAUCAGGAUUUAAACCAUCCAAAAAACAUCAUGACUGGGUUGGUUACUUUGGAAAACACAUGAAAGCAAGUGGCUUUAGGUCGUUGAGGCAAUAUCAAAAAGUAAAUCAUUUUCCUGGAUCAUUCCAAGUGGGAAGAAAAGAUAGGUUAUGGAGGAAUUUAUCACGGAUGCAGGCAAAAUUUGGAAAGAAAGAAUUUGGAUUCAUACCACACUCGUAUGUUUUACCAUGGGACAAAAAAUUAUUGAAGUCAGCAUGGGAAGAAGGUGGCUCAAAACAAAAAUAUAUAAUCAAACCGCCUGCUUCAGCACGAGGUAUUGGAAUAAGAUUAGUUCACAAAUGGAAUCAAAUUCCAACAAAGAAACCUGUUCUCGUGCAAAAAUAUUUAUCUCGUCCGUUACUGCUCAACGGCUACAAAUUUGAUAUUCGUCUUUACGUUUAUGUUACUUCGUUUGAUCCUCUUCGUAUCUACCUCUUCGAUGAUGGCCUUGUGAGAUUCGCUACAGCUAAAUAUUCUUCUUCUACGAAGCAUUUGCCAAACAGAUAUAUGCAUUUAACAAAUUACAGUAUUAAUAAGCAUUCCGGAGAUUUCCAGCAAAAUGAUGAUGUCAAUAUUUGUCAAGGUCACAAGUGGAGUUUGAAAGCACUUUGGAAAUUUUUACAAACAGAAAAGGGGAUUAAUACUGACAAAAUAUGGCAACAAAUGAAGGAUAUUGUCACAAAGACUCUAAUAAGUGUUGAACAAUUUAUAAAUAGUCUUGUAAAAGCAAAUUGUAGAAGAAGGUCAUGUUGUCAUGAACUAUUUGGUUUUGAUAUUAUGCUCGAUGAUAAAUAUCAACCAUGGAUUUUGGAAGUUAAUAUUUCACCCAGUUUGCAUUCAAACUCACCAUUGGAUGUUGAAAUCAAAGGACAGAUGGUAUCAGAUAUGUUCAAUCUGGCUGGAUUUCAAAUUCCAGAUAAAAGAGAGCUCAUGAUCAAUACACAAACUACAAGUAAUGGAAUAGUUUCAAAUUCUGGUUCAAGCUUCAGUCAAGACAAGAGAAAAGAAAGUUUAGAAAUAACUUGCGAUACACGGGCCAAACAUACAUAUUUUGCUCGACAUUUUAAACAGUUUGACGAGAUUGAACUCAUGAUGAUGAUGCUUGAUGUUUUAACCGUAAAUGAUAUUCAAAUGUUAGUUGAAAGCGAAGAUGAAAACAGUAGAAGGGGAAGAUUUGAACGAAUUUUUCCAGGAGCCGAAGAGACACGGAAAUAUAUGCAUUAUUUUGAACAACCGCGCUACAAUAAUAUACUUUUACAUAUGUGGGAAUUAAAGUAUCAAAAUCAGAAACAAAGAGGAAUAUCUUUACUUGAAACAUUUUGUCGACGAGGUCUACAUUUAUUGGGGAAUUCAACUCAAAGUACUCGAUCUGUCCCUAUGGAACAUGUCUGGACGAUGUCAAGAACAAGCAAGCUAUUUUCCUCUCCAAGAACAGAUCCUAAAUAUCUCCCGUUAAUGAUCAAAUCUUCAGCGUCAAUACCUUCACUUUGCUCAAACACAAGUUCAACAUCUAUAGUUUCAUUACCCAGAAAACUAUCAUCUGCUAGAAAAUGGAACUCUGUGAGUACAGUGACUUCUGUUGAAGCCAAACUAAGUGCCAGGAGUGUGAAAUAAUUUAUUGCUUAUUCUAAUAUUACUUGCUAUUAUUCACUGAACAUAAAAAGAAAUCAACAUUUCAAGCUUUUGUGAGUAUGAAGAUAUACAGCAUAAUACCAGCUUUAUUUACCUCUCAUUUAUAGUUGGUAUAUUUUAUAUACACAUUUUGGGUGGUUCAUUUGAAUGUGCAUACAUCAACGCUGUUGUACUAUUUUAAAUACAGAACAGUUCAGCAAUCCUUUUGUGCAGAGGAACUGUAAAUGGAGUGAGUAGAGGUUGUGUACUGAAAGAUUGAAUCUUUAUUCUGUAUGAAUGCAUUAUGUAUUGAAAUACCUCCUGAUUAUUUUGACACAUGCUUUACGUUGCUAGAGAUGGUUCUUCACUGUUUUCAUACUAUAAAAAAACUACUUUGUAAGUUUAAUUACCUAUGGCCUAUUUUUAGUAAGAAAACUUGAUAUCUGGCAGUUUCUGAAUCACUGCUUAUUUAAAUAAUCAAAAUAUUUGAGAAAUUUCAGUAAGCAAUUGAAAAAUCACAACAUCCAAAGUUAACAGAAGUAUGCUCUUCAAACUAUUGUUACGUCAAAUAGUUGGUCCGGAAAACCUCAUGAAAUUUGGCAAUGUCUAUUAAUAAAGUUUUCAAACAGCGUAUUUCGUAAAUGAGAAUGUAUAUGAUGUUUUCAUGAAUCAUCCUGAAUUGCCAAGAAUCAGUAAAGAUUAGAUGCAUACCAGUAGUAGAUCAUAGAUAGGAAAUUAUAUGCAGGUAAUUUUAAUAUAGCAUUACAAAUUUUUGAAUGUCAUAUGAAUGAAUUUCCAUAAAUGGAUAGCAAGUCACUCAGUGCCUGUGAUAGAUACUUGUUCAUGUGGGCAUCAUGUUGGCGAUCAUCUGCUGUAUAUUAAAUAUAGUAGGACUAUAUCCUAAACAUUUUUAUUGCUAUGAAGUUUUUUUUAAUAAGCUGUUUUUUGUAACACUGUGCCAACAUCGUUUUUAAAGCAUUACCAAUCUUUAAAAUUAUACAUGGUUAACCUUAGAUUAUAUGACAAAGUUUUUUAGUACCUUGACUUGUGCUUCCUUACACUUAAGUGGAUCAAAAAGCAUUUUGUUGCAAUGGAUUUGAAUGUAUUAUUGUUACUGUGGGUAUUUUUUAAAGAUUUAUUCGAUAAAAAUCACCUAAAAAUUUCAUUCCCAGCAAUUUUAUUUUGUCUUGCUGUUUUUUCGUUCUUUUAUACUUUAGGCAAAACUGUGUAUGCACAAUGUGUAUUUUUUAUAUGAAAACAGCCUAUUUUAUACAUCUGCCUUUUCUCUUUACUGCCGCACAGUUGACAAGCAAUUGUAAAAUUUUAUAAUUACUCAUGUGCAGUGUGUACGAUUGCCAUAUAUUUUUCUGAUAGGACCCUGUAUCUAAUAAAUAUUUUCAUUUUAGUUGGUUUAGGGAUUUAUUGGGAUAAUCGCUUCAUGGACUUUUCUCUUAUGUCAGAAUGAUUCAUGCAAGGAACAAAAUUUUGAGAAAAAUUUGCGAGUAACCGAUCUU